Messenger RNA from Solenopsis invicta (red fire ant), 1886 nucleotides. RefSeq names its product sodium channel protein Nach-like. The coding region runs from base 126 to 1715 and encodes 529 amino acids. NCBI's taxonomy places the organism in Eukaryota, Metazoa, Arthropoda, Insecta, Hymenoptera, Formicidae. Gene Ontology annotation, biological process: sodium ion transmembrane transport. The record is from RefSeq and is a predicted model, not a curated record. Gene Ontology annotation, cellular component: membrane. Gene Ontology annotation, molecular function: ligand-gated sodium channel activity. The transcript has 10 exons.
CAUGCUAAUGAAGAGAGAGCGUUUAUCACUCUUCCACUUGCUUUUCUACGUAUCGUUACUCGGCACAAUUAAAAAUUGGGACUUACUGUAACAUUAAAAUUUGUUAAAUAACAAUCGAUUUAAAUAUGACAAGAGAUAAAAUACAAAUUCAACAGAAAGUGUUAGUUGCAAAUGCUAAAUGUUGGAAUAUUCUAAAAAAGCAGGCCACCGAAUUUUGCCGCAAUACCGGAUUACAUGGAUACAAAUACAUUAGUCAUACGCAACGUUCUAAAACACAGCGGAUUAUUUGGGCAAUAGUGGUGUUUGUGGCAUUAGGUUGUGCCAUUUUUUUAAUGAAAAUGGCUUGGAAUUAUUAUGCUAUCCAUCCUACUUUGACAGUUAUUGAAUCAACACAUCAUGGAAUAUGGAAUUAUCCAUUUCCUGCAGUAACAGUGUGCAAUAUUAAUCGCAUAUCUUAUAAUUUGACUAAAAAAUUCGUUGAUAAUUUGAAAAUACCACCUGAUGUUUCAAAAGAAUAUUUAGUUCAAGAAAUGCGGCUAAUGAACGAACUAUUAAUACCAGGAAUAUUCGGAUAUGAUGUUCAAAAAAACCUUAGUUAUUUGCAAAGUAUUAUUGAUGAUAACCAUUUGUCCAUACUUAAUGUAAUGAAACUGAUAACACAAAGUUGCAGUACUUUGUUGACGAUGUGUAAAUGGAAAGGCGCAAUUGAUCAAUGUGACAAAUAUUUCAAACAAAUUCUAACACGAGAUGGUCUAUGCUGCAGCUUUAAUUAUUAUACCUUUCCAGAUACAACAACACCGGACAAUGUGGAAAGAGCUGCCGCCUGUGGAUUUGAAACCGGUUUGACCGUAGUAGUAAAUCCUGAACCAAGUGAUUAUUAUGCUUCAAUUAUAGGAUCAUACGGAGUAAAGGUCAUGAUGCACUACUCAUUUGAUUAUCCAGAUUUUAAUGCUGAACUUCAAUUAGUACAACUGAAUAGUCAACAUUUUGUGAGCGUCAAUCCUGUGGAAAUGUAUUCAAAACCCGAAGUAAAGAACUUAGCAAUUUUUACACGAAAAUGCAUAUUUAGCAAUGAGGCUGAUAAAAUGCUGUAUGCAAAUGUCAAAGAAAGAAAUUUAACUUUUACGGUAUAUUCAUAUCACAAUUGUCUUGCGGAAUGCCGGGCUAACAUCAUAAGAGCAAGAUGCGGUUGCAUUCCUUAUGUCUUUCCACAAAAUAGUAGCAGAGUUUGUGAUCUUAGAGAUAUUCAGUGCUUAAAGCAACAUAAAUCAUUUUUUGAUACUUCGUGGCCAGAGAUGAACCACAAACUCAAAAAUUUAUCAAGAACAAUAGAUAGUAUAGAAAGAGGACCUUGCGGAUGCAUACCAGAUUGCACCUUAUACUACUAUCCUAUUGAAAGCUCCUUAGGAUCUCUCGAUACUACUCUUUAUUAUAGCGGUAGCACUUUCUCCAAGGAUUCUCGUAAUGCUACCAGCAUACGCAAUCAUAGUAUAAUACAUAUAUUUUUUAACGAUUUGGUCGGUUUCCAAUAUCGACGAUCAGUCAACUAUAGUUGGCGCAAUAUUUUUGCAUCAUUUGGCGGUUUACUUGGAUUAUUUGCUGGUUUCAGCCUCAUGUCCAUUUUUGAGCUUUUGUAUUUUUUUAUAAUACGCCUAAUAACUGACGCAUGUAUACAUUCAAUGAAACGAGUGUCAUCAAAGCACCCACGUCGCUAAUUGGCUAAUUUAUUAUAAAAUAUUAUGACUCUCUCAAGAGUAAAAUUACGCUUGAAUGACUAUAGUCAAUUGCAACGGAAACUUUUCCGAAGAAACAUCAAUAUAAUAUUAUAAACAUAUAUUAUAAACAUAUAUAAUAUUAUAAAUAUAUAUUAUAAACAUGUUCAAAAA